GGGACCCCGGACCAUCCCCGGGACCCCGGGCUGGGACCGAGCGCGCUUCGUGGGCGGAGCCACAACACCCGCGGAGGGGGCGUGGCUUAACCAGCCCCGACCAAUCAGCUUCGGGGGCUCGGCCCGGCCACGCCCCUUUUGCGAUGGCGGCGCCCGAGAGCCACGUGGGGACCGGGGGGGGGCGGGGGGCAGAGGAAGAGAACGGGGAAGGGGAAGAGGAAGAAGAAGAGGAAGGGGAAGAGGAAGAGGAAGAAGAAGAAGAAGCAGAAGCGGCGCUGCGGGCCGUGUUCCCCCGCGACCCCGCGCUCUUCUCCGAGCUCUUCCCGGAGCGGCGCCGGUUCCGGCUGUGCGGGCGCGUCCUGCACAUCGCGGAGCACCACGGGCCGCGGCUCGGGCCCGCCGGGGCCGUCUGGGAGGCGGCCCUGUCCCUGUGCCGGUUCCUGGGCGAGCAGAACCUGGAGCUGGCGGGGCGGCGGGUUCUGGAGCUGGGGGCCGGUACCGGCAUCGUG
Parus major (Great Tit) is the source of this 509-nucleotide messenger RNA. Its product is annotated as EEF1A lysine methyltransferase 3. The annotation marks the transcript as partial. The transcript is spliced from 2 exons. The record is from RefSeq and is a predicted model, not a curated record. Lineage: Eukaryota; Metazoa; Chordata; Aves; Passeriformes; Paridae.